Messenger RNA from Dacryopinax primogenitus, 450 nucleotides. RefSeq lists its product as uncharacterized. The record is from RefSeq and is a predicted model, not a curated record. NCBI's taxonomy places the organism in Eukaryota, Fungi, Basidiomycota, Dacrymycetes, Dacrymycetales, Dacrymycetaceae. Bases 1 to 450 code for a protein of 149 amino acids. The transcript has a single exon.
AUGGAUGGCUUGACCCAAGUGACGUCAACAGUGGAUGAAGAAACAGGCUCCAUAUUAUUAUGCUGCUUACACCCAAGGAUCAAUGAGUACAAUGAUGUGAUGAUGUAUCUCCUUCAAUGUAACAUGGACAUACAGUACCUUGCAUCAGGAGAAGCAUCUACAGCCACGUUGUACUACAUUACAGACUACAUGACAAAGGCUUCUCUCAAGGUGCAUGCUGGGGUGACUGCAAUGCUCUGUGCAAUUCAGAAGAAUCGUGACAAGUUUUGUGAGGAAGAAGGAGUGCCCUGCGCAGUGCAAUCAAAGAGUUUGGUUGUCAAACUUGUGAACCAGAUUGGUGCCUCUCAAGAGAUGUCACAUCAGCAGCUCAUGAGCUUCUAUGUUGGAGGAGGGGAUUGCUACAGAUUGCACAAUUUUUCAUUGCUUCACUGGGGGUACAUUUCUCAUUGA